AUGUACCAUCUAGUGAAGGGAAUCUACUCACGUUACACGAUGAAGGAGGAGUACUCUGUUCUGAUCUUGGGGCUGGACAACGCAGGGAAGACGACUUUCUUUGAGAAGGUGAAGUCCUUAUACACAGAUCUCAAGGCGACGCCACCAGAAAGGAUUCAUCCGACUGUAGGACAGAAUGUGGUGCAUAUAAACGUUGAUAAGAUUGUGAUCAAGUUCUGGGAUCUUGGUGGACAGGAAUCGCUUAGAUCUCUGUGGGAAGAGUACUACGCACACUGCCAUGGUAUCAUCUUCAUUGUUGACUCCACGGACAAGGGACGUUUAGAGGAGUGCUCUGAUGCGUUCAUGCGUAUAGCGACGGAUGACUCCAUCGCAAAUGUUCCCAUACUGAUGCUUGCCAAUAAACAGGACCUCGAAGACUCAUUGGAGGUUGAAGACGUGAAGGAGAUCUUCAACAAGAUUGCCCAACAUCUAAGUGCAAGAGACUCACGGGUAUUACCGAUAAGUGCUAUCACAGGUGAAGGUGUGACGGAUGCAAUUGACUGGAUUAAACUGAGAAUGAUACGGAAUAAGGAGGAUAGACCUCCAAACUACAGG
Molecule: messenger RNA, 594 nt
Organism: Williopsis jadinii
Lineage: Eukaryota; Fungi; Ascomycota; Saccharomycetes; Phaffomycetales; Wickerhamomycetaceae
Gene: ARL3
Product: Arf family GTPase ARL3
Biological process (GO): Golgi to plasma membrane protein transport; intracellular protein transport; protein localization to organelle
Cellular component (GO): Golgi apparatus
Molecular function (GO): GTP binding; GTPase activity
Source: RefSeq, a predicted model, not a curated record